Molecule: messenger RNA, 173 nt
Organism: Candidula unifasciata
Lineage: Eukaryota; Metazoa; Mollusca; Gastropoda; Stylommatophora; Geomitridae
Source: the annotation of a GenBank genome assembly
CUACCUUCCAUACUGGCUGAAGUAUGGUCCUGAUGGUACACAUCCUGACAGACCCAGAAACUUUGUCACCGAUGUGACAGCCCAGCAGAUGAACACAGUUUUAGGAAAUGUCCUUAAACUGAUUCUCAGCAAUAUCGGCACAGAAGAUGCUCCAUGGAUGAACAGAAUUGCCA